AGUGUCAAACAGCAUCGAACCCGUAGUUUCCAAUUUAAAUCACCGUGAACACACCACAACCGAACGAUACGCAUAAGCCGACGUCGCGACGCGAUGCCACCGCCGUCGCGGGCCUCCUAAUUCCGACCAACCCCGGCCCAAAACCCCGCUGCGGCUGUCUCGGGGUGUGCUCCCGUGUUUGUGUCUGUGCGUGUGCAACCCCCAGUUCAGUUCUCAGCCUUUUAGCCAAAGGAAGAUGUUCAGUUUCAUCAAAAAGGCGGGCACGGGCGUCGUCUCCGACAAGGAGGAUAAGGAGAAACGGAAAAGGGACAAGAAGGAUCGCAAGGAGAAGCAGAAGAGGGACAGAGCUUCGAUGUCAACCGAAGAUUUGUUAAGACUCGACGAGGUACGAAAGUCGCUGAAGAUCCGGGGCCGCCGCAAAGAAAAGGAGAAACUUCCGUCCGGAAUAACGGCCGACUACACCGCCGACUUCCUCGCCAACUACGAACGCAACGACUCCCCAUCCUCCAACCAAACAAACUCCCCGUCGAACGUAGCCCACGUCUUCGACGGUCACACCCAAUCGGACAGUUCCGAGACCAGCCUCAACUCCCUAAAUCACCGACCGCCUUUGCCUCCCAAGCCCCCCAAGAGGGGCAUCCUGAAAACACCCAGGGUGGUCCUGACGGACGAAAACGCCAAAACCGUGGCGGCCAACGGCCACGACAACAACUUAGCCCAAAACACCUUAAGGAACGAGGUGAUAGCCUACCAGAACGUCCCCGUGAACGGGAUCGUGAACGGCAACGACAAAGACCUGGCCAGCCAGCUGCUGGUGAUCACCUCCACGUCACCCAGCGCCGACAGCCUUACUGACACCACCAACUCCUCGUUCGCCACGCCGCCCUUCUCCCUAAGUCCGGUCGGGGAGUCGCAGGGCUUCCACAGGUGGUCCAGGACGGCCAACUUCGACGACGUCUCUCUGCCCCUGCCCGAAAUAGUGCCCCUGGUGCUCCCCAAACCGCGAGUGCUGACGAUCCAGAGACAGAAGCCGCCGCGUUCCGAUUUCGGGUUCUCGCUGCGCCGCGCCAUGGUGCUGGAACGACGCGCAGUUAGCGGCAACGACAACGUCGGUACGUCCGCGCAGUUCCCGAGCGUCGCGAUGCGUGCGGUUAUUUUCGCGGAGCCCGGUGCCACGGUGCAGCAUCACAACGAAACGGGGUUGUUGCCCGGCGAUAAGUUGCUGGAGGUGAACGGGGUGAAGGUGGAGGACAGGACCAGGGAGGAUAUCAUCGAUAUGAUCAAGGCCAGCGGUGAAUCCGUCACUUUAAAGGUGCAACCGGUGGCGGAACUGAGCGAGCUGAGCAGGAGAUCGGCACACGAUGGUGCGGAGAUCGUGCUGGACGAGUGCUACAUCAAGGGUGGCACGUUGAAACGUUCGGGUAGCAGGAGGUUCAACAAAUCGUCUGCGGCUAAAUCUGAGGAGAGUUUGGUGCAAGAGAAGCAAUGGCUGGACGCAGAGAAAAUCUGGCUGAUGCAUCGGGGCGGCUUCGCUGCAGCCCGCAAAGAGUCCGGCCCCAAUUGCGAUCCGGGGAAGAUCAGAAUCCGGCUGGAGCAAACCGGGGAUCUGCUCAGCGUCGACGAGGACGACAUAGAAAAGGCGAAUCCACCUCAGUUCGACAGGGCGGAAGAUUUGGCUGCGCUGAGACAUCUCAACGAGUCCAGCAUCUUGCACACUUUGAGGCAACGUUACGCGACCAAUUUAAUACACACCUACGCUGGCAACAACACGCUUUUAGUCGUUAAUCCGAUGGAACCACUCGCUAUUUACUCCGAAAAAGUGGUUGCACUGUUUAAAGGAUGUAAGUCAGAAGACAUGCCCCCCCACAUAUAUUCCAUGGCCCAAUCAGCUUACCACAACAUGUUGUCCAGCAGGAGGGACCAAUCUUUAGCCUUCUUAGGCCGUUCCGGCUCAGGCAAGACCACCAACUUCCGCCACAGCAUCCAGUAUCUGAUAACCGCCUGCGGCGUCCAAAACAAAAUCCUGACCGUUGAAAAAAUGCUGGCCGUGUGGACGGUACUCGAAAGCUUCGGCAACUGUCGCACCGUCAUGAACUCAAACGCCACCCGCUUCACCCAAAUCUUCUCCCUCGACUAUGACCAAAGCGGCCAGAUCGCGAGUGCCAGCCUCCAAAUACUGAUGCUGGAGAAGACGAGGAUUGCCAAGAAGAUAGAAGGGGAAACCACCUUCCACAUGUUGCACAGACUUUUGUGCGGCGUGGAGGGGACCUUAAGGAAAGAACUGUUCUUGGAUGGAGUCUCCGGGAACGAGAGUAACCCCUUCUUCAGCUACCCGGCGAAGCACGAAGACAAGCAAAGGGCCCAGGCCGAGUUCCAAAAGGUGUGCGCCUCGUUUGGAGUCUUGGGCAUCACGGAGAAUGAGCAGAAAGCCGUCUUCAGCGUUUUGGCCGCCAUUUUCCAUCUUGGUUGUGCUGGCGCCACCAAAGCCGGCAACAACUCCACCAGCAAAUACCAGUUCACCAACCCCCAGUGCGCCCAAAGAGCCGCCCAUCUCCUGGGCACCACAGUGGAGGAGCUAUCCAGAGUCAUAUUCGGCCUAGCUUCAGGCGGUACCAGCACCCCUAACGCCCCUCGAGCCCCAUUCAGGACCCCCUCACCGACAGACCGUGGCUUAGACCGCGAGGCUAUAGGUUUGGAGGCGGUGGAAGGCUUCGUCGUCGGUCUGUACGCGGAAGUCUUUAACUGCGUGGCCUCGCUGAUCAACAGGUCCAUUUCGGCCCCCACACACACAGUUACCUCGAUCCUUUUGGUCGACACACCCGGUUUUCAGAACCCUGCCACUUGCGGCAGACAGGCGGGCGCCUCGUUCGAAGACCUGUGCCACAAUUAUCUUCAGGAACGUUUGCAACUGCUGUUCCACCACACCAAUUUGGUGGCGCCGAAGGACCGGUACCUCCAGGAGAACAUUGAUUUCACCUACGAUGAGAAUGAGAACGAGAACUUGAUUAAUCCGACGCCCCUGGUUAAUUUGCUGGACAAGGCGGCGCAGAGUACGGUGGUGAGGACGUCCCAGACUGACCUUCAUGAAGGUGACAGGCGGGGAUUACUCUGGCUUUUGGAUGAGGAGGGUUUAUACCCCGGUUCUUCUGAUGAGAGCUUCCUGGAACGUCUAUUCACCCAUUACCAUGAAAGGGACCAUCAGUUGCUCCUCAGGAAGGCACCAGGCAACAACCAAUUUAUAUUGCAACACCUGCAGGGCACCAAUCCGGUUUUGUACAGUGCCAAGGGUUGGCUGAAGAACUCAAGAGAGAAUCCUGUGUCCAGGAGUGCCGUCACUGUCCUACAGGAGAGUUGCAAGGAGGACUUAAGUAAACUAUUUGUAGCAGUAAGAGGAUUAGGGUCCUCCAACUUUGGAGGCUCCUUGAUUGGAAUCGAAGGGUCUCAAUCCUUACGACGAGCCUCAUCCAUAAGAAGGACUGUUAAUGUGGGUACAGCUGCGAUAAAGCGAAAGAGCGUUUGUCUUCAGGUAAAGUUCUCCGUGGACGGCUUAGUGGAAACUUUACGAAGGACAAAGCUACGUUUCGUUCAUUGCAUUUUGCCUCAACACAACGCCGGCUCUGGUUUACCUAGUGGCGGCUUAAUGGGCGUCAAAUCCCCAACUGGGACGCCUGAAGAAGACAUCAUUAAUGUUCCUCUCCUAAGAUCACAGAUACGUGGAGGUCAAAUUUUGGACUCUGUACGUUUGUACAAACAAGGUUUUCCGACGUUUUUGCCCCUGGGUGAGUUCAGGAGGAAGUUCUGGCUUUUGGCUGGCGAUCACAAGGUUCAGACUAGUCCUGUUUUGGACGAGAGGAAGAGUGUUGAGGACAUGUUGUUAGCUCUCGAUUUGGAACUGUCCAGCUACAGAAUCGGUCUUAGCCAAAUCUUCUUCCGCAACGGAGUGAUCUCCCAGCUGGAGUCCCAGCGAGACGAAAAACUGGCCGGCAUGGUGGUGAACCUGCAGGCCCGCUGCCGCGGCCACUUGGCCCGGAAACGUCUCGAAAAACGCAAACUGCAAGACCUGGCCGUGCGCUGCAUCCAGAGGAACGUGCGCAAGUUCAUGCUGGUCAGGGACUGGCCCUGGUGGCGUCUCCUGGUGCGCGUCACCCCGCUGCUCAACGUGCACAGGACCGAGGAGGAGCUGCGCAUCAAAACGGAGGAGCUGGAAACGCUCAAGGCGAAACUGGACAAGGUGGAGACGGAGAGGACGACACUGAAACACGAGAACGACAAGCUCGAAGCCAAGCUAUCGGAAAUGACGGCCGAUUUGGCGGAGGAACACUCGACGGCCACGCUGGCGGCUGAAAGGCUGGAUGCUGAGCAGUCGGAACGCAUCAAACUGGAGAAGGAACUGUCGGAAGUCCAGCACAAAAACAAAGAGCUUCAACAGUCAUCAGAACGUCUGGAGAUGGAACUGCUGUACGCCAGGUCGGACCUGAACGGCAUCGUCGAAGAGGAGGAGGAAGGCGAGGGCGAGGAAGUCUACAAGCAACGUUACGAACGGGCCCUAAGAGAACUGGAAUUCACCAAGAGGCGUCUCCAGCAGCAGCACGAAGACGACCUGGAACAACUGGUCGGGUUGAAGAAACAACUCGAGAAGAAGUUGGCCGACGCGUAUGAGGAAGUCGAGGAACAGCGACAGGUGGUCGGUCAGUGGAAGAGGAAGGUCCAAAAAUUGAACGGCGAAAUGAAUGAUCUAAGGUUGUUGCUGGAGGAGCAGAGUGGCAGGAACAAUUUGUUGGAGAAAAAACAAAGGAAGUUCGAUUCAGAGACUCAGUUACUGCAGGAUGAGUUGAAGAAGGAGAGGCAGAGCAAGGACCGACUAGCCAGGGAGAAGGAGGUGCUGAUCGCUGAGAAGUACACGUUGGAGAGCAAUUUGGCGGACACACGUCUGGAGCUGGAGCUGAACAAUGAGAAGCUAGAGGCCCUCCAGCGGGAGUUCGACGAAGUAACCGGAGGCGGCAAAACUGAGGAAGAAGUGACGGUGCUGCGCAAACAGAAAAUCGACUGCGAACGCCGCCUCCAAGACCAAGAGGAGGAGCUGGACGAGUUAGCCGGUCAGGUGCAACUUCUGGAAGCCGCCAAACUGAGGCUCGAAAUGAACUUGGAGAGCAUGCGUAAGGAGGCCAAAAAGGAGGCCCAGCAACGCGACGAGGAGUUGGAGGACAUCAGAUGCAACAACCAGAAGAAGCUCAAAGCAUUGGAGAUGCAACUAGAAAAUGAACACGAAGAGAGGACGUUCCUGCUAAGGGAGAAGCACGAGCUGGAGCGUCGUCUGGCCUCAGCUUUGGAGAACGAAAGGUCCGACCGACAGGGUGAGGAACAGUUGGUGCAAAAGCUGAAGCGAGACCUGAAGCGCACCAAGGUGCUGCUGAAGGACACCCAGGCUCAACUGGAGCGUCAGAAGGCGGAAACGCCAGGCAAGAACAUGAUCAGACAGUUAAGAAACCAGGUGGAAGACUUGGAAUAUUCGAAAACGAUAGCGGUGAAAGCCAAACAAAGUUUGGAGGCCGAGCUGCUGGAGACCCAGGGACAGUUGGAGGAGGCCCACAGAUUGAAAAACGAGGCCGAAGACCGGGCCAACGGUUUGCUUAGAGAAAAGAGCGACCUGCAGACUCAGGUGGAGGAGAACGAGGAAGAGCUGGCUGAGGUUUUGAAGAAGUACAAGAGUACCGUGCAACAGAUGUCGUUGGAUCAAAUGGCGCUUCAGGAGCAGGUUUCUUUGGUGUCUGAGCUGGAGGUGGAGAGGAACCAGCUUAAGGAACAACUUGCGGAGCUGACUACUAGGUUGGAGUCGGUGGAGAGUAUGGGAGACGCGUCCAGUAAUCUGCUGUUGAGGAGGGCUGAAAUGAAGGUGAAGGAGCUGGAGUCGAAACUCGAGUUGGAGCAGACGACGAGGUCGAGGCUGGAAGUGCAGAUUGCGAGGUUGAAGGAGGCGGUGGAGAAGUUGCAAGGGGAGGUCGCCACUUGCAGAGGAAAGGAGCAGCAGUCUCAGGAUCAAGUGAGGAAGAUGCAACGCACCGUCAGAGAAAUUAAGGAGGAGUUGAAUAAGAGUUUAGUGAAGGAAUCAGAGGCUGUUCACAAGAAGAAGGAGUUGGAGAAGAGGUUGGAGGUGGCAGAAAGCGAAUGCCAGACGUCGAGGACGGACUUGAAGCUGGCUUUGAAACGAAUUGAGGACCUGCAGAAUGCGAUACAAGGCGAGAUGGACGACAGUAUUAGCGAUAAUUCCGACAGCGAGCAAGACACUUACAGCUCAGAUGAGUCUGUGAACACCUUCCUGGCGAACCACAAAUCAGGCAUCACCAAAUCAGAAAAGUCUUCCAACGAUCUUAGAAGAUUGUCAAACGCAAGUAGAUCGAGUACUUCAAGCGCUUUAGGGAAGGACAACUCGUAUACAUGAGUGGCGGUGAACAUCUGCAGGUCGUUGUCGUUGACGUUCUGCAGAUCGCCGCCUUCAGAUGAGGGCAAUCCCGUUUGAACAGACCGAAAGACUGAGGACACGGAAUCAAAACUGAUCGAGAAUAGUACUUAUGAUCAAACACGAUGCGGACUAUACUUUCUUGUUGGUGUUUUUGUUUACUGUUAGGUUUAUUAUUAUUAUUAUUAUUAUUAUUAAAAUUAUUGUUUAAAUGAAUUGAUGCGUCCAGUGGGACGGACGACUGUAAAUAAAAUGAUGAAUUUGAUUGUAAUAUAUAGACGCUGUACGGUUUUUCUAGUAAGUUAAUUUUUAUAAUGUAUGCAAAUAAACGAAGUCAUAUGUACCUUAUUGUAGAAAUUAUUAUGCUGACCUGUAUGUAAUAUAUAUGUUGUGGUAAUUAAUAUAUUGUUUAUUUAAUAA
Messenger RNA from Aethina tumida (small hive beetle), 6877 nucleotides. It is a transcript of the gene Mhcl, whose product is annotated as unconventional myosin-XVIIIa. The record is from RefSeq and is a predicted model, not a curated record. Gene Ontology annotation, molecular function: ATP binding; protein binding; cytoskeletal motor activity. The transcript is spliced from 23 exons. Lineage: Eukaryota; Metazoa; Arthropoda; Insecta; Coleoptera; Nitidulidae. Gene Ontology annotation, cellular component: myosin complex. The coding region runs from base 236 to 6439 and encodes 2067 amino acids.